AUGGUGUCACCGGCAGCAGGCGGCGUCUUGACUGGAUCGGAAAAACUAGGAGAAGGGGGAGCGGCGACUGGGGAGUCACAAGGCGGUGACGGCAAUGAUGUUAUAGUGGUGGGAAACGAUCUUGAACGAAUUCAACAAAUUAAGAAACAACUUGAUGGGGCUUUCAGUAUAAAAGACUUGGGACAACUAAAAUACUUCGUUGGUAUAGAGGUUGCAAAAAUCCAAGGAAGAAUAGUCUUUAGUCAAAGAAAAUAUGUACUAGAUAUCCUCAAAGAUAGUGGGAUGCUGGGUUGUAAACCUAGUCUGUUUCCUAUUAAGCAAAACCUAAAACUGGAUCGAGGAGUGAAGGAAGAACAAGUUGAUGCUAAUCAAUAUCGUAGACUUAUUGGGAGAUUGUUAUAUCUCCAAGCUACAAGAACUGAUGUAACUUAUGCAAUUAACGCAUUAAGUGAAUUCGAUUCAGAUCCAAGAUGGAAUCAUAUGGAUGCGUUAAAUCGGGUGUUACGAUAUUUAAAGGGGACAUAUUGA
Messenger RNA from Lactuca sativa (garden lettuce), 528 nucleotides. The record is from RefSeq and is a predicted model, not a curated record. NCBI's taxonomy places the organism in Eukaryota, Viridiplantae, Streptophyta, Magnoliopsida, Asterales, Asteraceae.